AUGUACGACUCCUACCGUCCCCACCCUCUCCUCGCCCAGGUCCCACUGACAGUCUCACCUUUCAUCAACCUCCCCCCCUCCGUCACACUCCCAUACACAUACAAAUCGGUCUCUUCGAUCCUCCCACCAUCAGUAACAGUCGACCCGAGCAAUCUCGAUGGCAAAGCGCGCUAUGUAGUCUCUUCCAGUGGCGAGCACGCAGCCCACCCAGACGACAUCCUGGCCGCGUGUCAAUCCCUCGAACAACACCUAAACAAGACGCGCAACGAUGCCGACCAGGCCAUCAAAGCAUGGAAGGAGUCAAUUCAGCAGCGUGAAUUGGCCGAGAAGAGACGCGUAGCGCCUGGUUGGCUUGACCGCGAGGAGAAGUUGCUUCAGCCGAGUCGCGCCAGUGUCUCUCCCGGUUCUCAGGGUGAGGCUCAGCCGAGCUUGCUGGAUAGCUCUACUCCCGACCAGGGCUCUUCUCAAUUGCCGACUAUGGUGCCGCACGACGAGGGAGAAGAGCUAGACAGAGCGUUUGGUGGCUUGGGUGUGAAAUGA
This is a messenger RNA of Penicillium antarcticum, 540 nucleotides long. RefSeq lists its product as uncharacterized. The transcript is spliced from 2 exons. NCBI's taxonomy places the organism in Eukaryota, Fungi, Ascomycota, Eurotiomycetes, Eurotiales, Aspergillaceae. Bases 1 to 540 code for a protein of 179 amino acids. The record is from RefSeq and is a predicted model, not a curated record.